Staurois parvus is the source of this 549-nucleotide messenger RNA. Lineage: Eukaryota; Metazoa; Chordata; Amphibia; Anura; Ranidae. The record is from the annotation of a GenBank genome assembly.
GUCACCAGGCAUCAGGUCAUUUGGCUCGACAGCGGGCACCGCGUCAUCUGGCAAGGCAGUGGGCUCCAAGUCAACAGGCACGACAGUGGGCACCGGGUCAUCAGGUAUCGGAUUGUCUGGCUCGACAGCGGGCAUCGGGUCACCAGGUAUGACAGCGGGCACUGGGUCACCAGGCAUCAGGUCAUUUGGCUCGCCAGCGGGCACCGCGUCAUCUGGCAAGGCAGUGGGCACCGAGUCACCAGGUACGACAGCGGGCUCUGGGUCAAUUGGCACGACAGCGGGCACCGGAUCAGGUACCGGAUCAUCUGGAUCAACAGCGGGCAUCGAGUCAACUGGCCCAAUAGGAUCGUCAGGCUGGAUCAGUUCAUCAUGCUGGGUAGAGGCAUCAGGCUGAAUGCCGGCGUCCGGCUGAGUAGAGGCUUCAGGCUGAGUAGAGGCUUCAGGCCGAGUAGAGGCUUCAGGCCGAAUACGGGCUUCAGGCCGAGCAGAGGCACCAGGCUGAAUAGAGGCAUCAGGCCGAGCAGAGGCCUCAGGCCGAGCAGAGGCUUC